AGUGUAGUUGACCGGACAAGCGCGAGGACGUCUUUCGCGGAUUGCGUGUACAAAAAGUGAAAUAGUUAUGUGCGUCAAGUGGUGAAGUAAAAAGGAUCCACUUUCCAGCUAGCCGAACGAAAGUAUCGUUUGGCGAUUGCCAACCAAACCCUUUUUAGUUUGACGUUUUGUUUGGGCAAACUCCACCGCUACUCAGUUUUUAGUAAAUUCUUUGGGUUUUUUCCAAUGUGAGAGUUGCUUUGUUGAAAAUAUUGCAAAAGUUUUGCGCAAAUAGUGUGCCUCGAAAGAGUUUGUGGCAGUGAUUUUUCCAUACGUUGUGUUGAUUAUUACGCCUUCAAGGUGAAAUUAUUAGUGCUAAAAUGAGCUGCUGCGGAAAGACAACCAUUUUUAUCGCGUUUCUAGUACUGGGAGUAUCGCAAAUGUCAUUGGCCCAAACAACGACAGCCGACGCCAGCGACGGAUCACAGCCGUUAGCCGUACGGGAUGACGCAGGGGGCGGAGGAGGUCAGUGCAUAUGGUACGGCGUGUGCAACAACGAAACCGCGCUGACCUCCCAGUACUGCAACUAUAGCGGUCCAGCCAAACCGAUCGAAAGCGGAACACGUGACCUGCUGAAGGUCUGGUGUAAGCAUUUGCUCGUCGAUGAAGACGGCGACGGCAGCAUCGAGACCUGUUGCGAUGCCGAACAGGUACAAAUCCUAAACAACAACGUUAAACUAGCAGCGAACUUCCUAGCUCGUUGUCCCUCGUGUAUGGCGAAUUUGGUAAGGCACAUGUGCGACUUCACCUGUCAUCCGAAACAGUCGACAUUCAUGGAAGUAAAGGCCACGGAGUUUAAUGAAAAUAUCAAAAAAGACUACAUCACCGAAAUUGACCUGCACAUUAUGGAGCGUUACAUAAAUGGAACCUAUGGUUCCUGUAGUCAGGUUGCCGUUCCUUCCAGCGGACAGCUGGCGCUUGAUCUCAUGUGCGGCGAAUGGGGAGCGUCACGCUGCAGCGCCAGAAAAUGGUUCACCUAUAUGGGCACCAAAGAAAACAACUACUACGUACCGUUCCAAAUCAACUACAUCACCCAUCAAACUACCAAUGGCAGUGAGUUCCAACCGUUGGAUCCUCGAGUGGUGCCAUGCAAUGAGAGACUGGAUGAUAAAACGCCAGCCUGCUCGUGCAUCGACUGUGAGGCAUCCUGCCCGCGGCCACCGCCGCCAUCCCCACCAGCCCAACCGUUCAUGAUCUACGGCUUCGAUGGCUAUGCCGUGGUGAUGUUUGUUGUAUUCCUAGUGUGCAGUGGACUCUUCGUGAUUGGCGCAUGUCUCUGCCAAUCCAGUGCAAACGGUGCCGAGCUCCUGGUACCGGGCGACACCUUACGUUCAGACCUGCGUUCGACCGUGGGUCGUCGGCUAGCCGGUGGGCUGUCGAAUAGUGGUGAUCUGGGCACCGACCGCGAAGAUUCGCCCCUUCAAUCGAAGAGAUCGAGUGCCACCUGGGACGGUGAACAGGAACUGCGACCUCAUCCGUCUACUAUCCACGGCGACGAGGAUGGCGAGUCCGGAUACUUCGAGCGACUCGGUGCCAAGACGGAAACCGUGCUGGAAAAGUUUUUCACAAGCUGGGGUACAAUUUGCGCUAACAAUCCGUGGAUCGUACUACUGCUAGGCAUCCUGUUCAUUGUUGCCAUGGGCUUCGGUAUCAUGUUCCUACACGUUACCACUAAUCCGGUAGAACUGUGGGCUUCACCUAACUCACGGUCACGCAUUGAACGAGAGUACUUUGACUCGCACUUUGAGCCCUUCUACCGAAUUGAACAAUUGAUUAUCAAGGCGGAAAAUCUUUCGAACAUCGUUCACAACACUUCGAACGGGGUGAUCGAAUUCGGACCGGUAUUUAACAAACAGUUCCUGUUGGGUGUGUUCGAGUUGCAAGAGGCAAUCAAGAAAGUUGAAUCCAAACUGGAAGACAACACCACAAUCGGUUUAAAAGACAUCUGCUAUGCACCGUUGAGUUCGGCCUACCGGGGACCCAUCGAGACGGAAGAUUGUGUUGUACAAUCGCUUUGGGGCUACUUCCAGGACGAUGAAGACAACUUUAAUGCGGAAGAUGAAGAUCCGCAGGGAUAUCCCAUUAUCUAUCUUGACAAAAUGUUGCAAUGCUUCGGUAAUCCGUACAAUCCAGAUUGUUUGGCCCCGUAUGGCGGUCCAGUUGACCCAGCUAUCGCUCUAGGAGGCAUACCAAAACCGAAAUCGCCCGAAUCGAAACCAGAAUAUGAACGAGCAAAUGCCGUCAUAUUAACGUUCCUUGUCCGGAACUAUCAUGACAAAAGCAAACUUGAAGCUGCUCUAUCGUGGGAGGAAAGCUAUGUGGCAUUUAUGAAAAAUUGGACAAGGGCUAAUAUGAGUAUUGCUUUUACAUCGGAACGAUCGAUUGAAGACGAGUUGCGGCGUGAGUCGCAAUCGGAUGUUUCGACUAUUCUGGUCUCGUACAUAAUUAUGUUUGCCUACAUUGCUGUUUCAUUGGGCCACGUUAACCAGUGGAGAAGGGCAUUGAUUGACUCGAAGAUUACGCUAGGCCUUGGUGGUGUUAUUAUUGUGCUUGCUUCCGUGGUAGCAUCCGUGGGAAUCUUUGGUUACAUCGGUAUUCCUGCCACACUGAUCAUCGUUGAAGUCAUACCGUUCCUAGUGCUCGCCGUCGGUGUGGAUAACAUCUUUAUUCUGGUACAAACACAUCAGCGCGAUACUAAAAAACCCACUGAGACUCACGCAGAACACAUUGGUCGAAUACUCGGUCGAGUGGGGCCUUCCAUUCUUCUGACGGCCGUUAGCGAAAGCUGUUGUUUCUUCCUCGGAGGCCUGUCUGAUAUGCCAGCUGUUCGUGCCUUUGCUCUCUAUGCUGGUAUGGCACUGUUGAUCGAUUUCCUUCUGCAAAUAACGUGCUUUGUGAGUCUGUUGGCAUUGGACACCGCCCGCCAGGCAGACAAUCGGUUGGAUGUGCUAUUCUUCCUCCGCGGAUCCAAGAAAGAUAUGCCGGUUGGAGUCAGCAGCAGCAAAGAAGGCCUUCUGUACAAAUUUUUCAAAAGUAUCUAUGUGCCUUUCAUCAUGAAGAAACCCGUUCGAGUAUUAGUGAUGGUUGUCUUCUUUGGUUGGCUGUGCAGCAGCAUUGCCGUCGCACCCCACAUCGACAUCGGAUUAGAUCAGGAACUAUCAAUGCCCGGUGACAGUUUCGUGCUGAAAUAUUUCCGCUAUCUCGGCCAGUACCUAAGCAUAGGACCUCCGAUGUAUUUUGUAGUUAAAAAAGGACUGAAUUACUCAUUACCCUACGACCAAAAUCUGAUAUGCGGAGGACAGCACUGUAAUCUGGACAGUUUAUCGACACAGGUUUACAUCGCAAGCAAACGGCCAGAGGAAACCUAUAUUGCACGCCCGGCGGCAUCUUGGUUGGACGACUACAUCGAUUGGUCUGCAGCGGAAUCAUGCUGCCGCCAGCAGCCUAAUGGAAGCUUCUGUCCACACGAAUUGACGAGUUGCAACAAAUGCAGCAUUAACUUGACCUCAUGGAACCGCCCAAGCGAGAAAAGCUUCCGCCGGUACGUUUCGUUCUUUUUGCAAGACAACCCGGACGAAAACUGUGCCAAGGCUGGUCAUGCAGCGUAUGGAAAUGCGGUUAAUAUCGUAACUCCGAUGCAGGCUAACUAUAGCGAUGUAGGUGCAUCAUACUUUAUGGCCUAUCAUACGAUCCUGAAAACGUCAUCCGAUUAUUACGAAGCGCUGCGUUCGGCUCAGAAAAUUUCUGCCAACAUAACUAGCACAAUCCACGCUAAGCUGCGGGUGGAAGGUCGUGACGAAGCGGAUAUUCAACAAGUGGAAGUGUUCCCGUACUCGGUGUUUUACGUAUUCUACGAACAGUAUUUGACUAUGUGGCCUGAUACUCUGAAGAGCAUGGGCAUUUCUGUGCUGGCCAUCUUCAUCGUGACAUUCCUGCUGAUGGGUUUCGACAUCCACUCGUCCCUGGUGGUAGUCAUUACCAUUACAAUGAUUGUGAUCAAUAUCGGUGGUUUGAUGUACCACUGGGAUAUUUCGUUGAAUGCCGUCUCUCUAGUGAAUCUGGUUAUGGCAGUCGGUAUCAGUGUGGAAUUUUGCUCCCAUCUGGUGCAUAGUUUCUCGGUGUCCGUAGAGGAAACCCGCGAAAAGCGAUCAGCGGAUGCACUCACCCGAAUGGGUAGUUCGGUUUUCUCUGGCAUCACGCUGACCAAAUUCGGCGGUAUUCUAGUGCUAGGGUUUGCCCAGAGCCAGAUCUUCCAGGUGUUCUAUUUCCGGAUGUACCUGGGAAUCGUGCUGUUCGGUGCUGCCCAUGGUCUCGUGUUCCUUCCGGUGCUGCUGAGUUAUAUCGGCGUGAUGUACCGCAGAAGACGACGUUCCAACGACGACGUCACCCCCCGCAACACCAACCAUGAGAUUGAGAACGAUGAUGAUGAAAACUAUGCGGAGCAGGACCAAGAGUACCACUAUUACGAGCACCAAGAACAGCAGCGACAUCAGCAGUACCAGCAGUACCACCCACAGCAGUCCCAGCAACGUUUCCUGGACCAACCGUCCGGCGAGCAGGCGCAGUGGCAGUACGCCCACAGCAGCCAGCAGCAGCAGCACCAAGCGCGCGUCUUCGUCCAUCCGGAAGCGUAUACAGAACAACUUACCGAACCUCUUCUGCAACCAGCAACCAGCUCGCGAGGCUCCCCAAACCGAUCUGUAGCUAUCGACGGCGCCAGUGAAAAGCAUGUGAUUCUCGACGACAAAUCAGUAGCAGUGCAGUAAACGGAUUACCGCACCAGUAGCAGGAGACUAAGAAAUUGACUGCUAGGUGAUAGGAACGGUAAUAUCUACUAGAAAGUUGUUGAAUCUUGAUGCAUCAAUAAUUUUAUUUUCAUGAUCAAAUAAAAUAAAACUAGCAUCAUGGUUAUUCAGUGUGCAUCACAUUCAUUAAGCGUUCUUCUUUUCACAGAACGUGGGUGCGCGUAUCAAAAACCCUGGCAUGUUCGAUAGCACUCCGGAAACGAAUGACGUUUUUCUUAUACUGAUUACGUAUGUUAGUUGUAAGGUACUAUGGUUAGGAUCUUGUUUUGUACCAAAAAAAGGUGAAAAAGAAAACAAUUCAUUAUAACGGAAAAGCGUUUAAGUUAGACAAACGAAAUGAACAGGAAAAUAUUCUUUUUGAAUAAGCGCUGAUAGAACAACAUCGAAGUUGUACCUCGGGUAAAUCUAAACGAUCAGAUCGUUACGGUAUCAUGGAAGCAGGACAGUACGACAAGAGGAAACACAUAAAAGUAGUUAUAAAUACCAAUGAAACUGUCAAUGUCUAGGAGAUAAUCAAAUGAAAAGGCUAGUUUUUAGUUGUAUAAGAAAGUAAAACUGUAUCCUGGGCUAAAUGUUACUAUAAAACGUACUACGGUUAAACGUUGAAUACAAGGAAACUGUUGUAGCAAAUUAUGUCUAGGCUGCCCUGGAGGUGUACGAGUAGCGAGCGAGUACGAGAGCGUCAGAUUUCUUAGAAAAAAGAAGUUGAAGUUGCGACUGGGUGCUAAAGUGAAUCGCCUUAUUUUCCAGUUCCUGUUUUCAACUUCGGAAUGUAGUAGGUACUGUAGAUAGGUCGGCUUGAGUGGGAUGUGCGUGAAGUAUUAUAAUAAUUGUCGUCAGCUAAUCGGGCUUCUGUAUACGCUUACAUGUGUCUGUAUCAAGGAUAACAACGAGUGUCAAAGUGGAAUGGUUUUGCUUAAAUUCUUUUUUUUUUCAUAUUUCACACGUAAAUUAGGCGAUUUUGUUUUGAAUAUACCAAUAUUUUGAUCUUUAUUUUACCGAAUUCAUACUCAUUAGAAGUUCAUGCUAUUUAUAUCUAGAUUUCUAGAAACCAUUCUGCUUUGAGAAUUCCACCAAACGGGGGCUGAAUAUUUCUCAGACGAGUACACAACAUCUACAUUUUAUAUGUACAAAUUUAAAUUCAGCUAUGAUCACGUUACGUGCAAUGUUCUUUUAGAAGGUAGCCUCGAGGAAUCAAGUUGAUACAAAAUCCUGUAUAUUUUGCGUACUCGCCUUUGUUGCCUUCAGUUGUUAGGGUAUCUUCGACAGACAUAGGUAAAAAUUAUGUAAUUGCUUUAGUUAUGCGUCAGAGUGGUCUAUGUUCUAUGAUAUUCAUCCCUAGUGAAAUAGUCUGUAAUUUAUGACUGCUAAUAAUAGUGUUUUGUUUAGAAAAAGUAUAUGAGAGAUGUAAAAAAUCAUCCAAUCCGGUCCAAUUAUUUUUUUGUUUUAAUUUCCGAGUUACAGUUUGCAUUAGCAAUGGUAAAUAGUGACUAUAGAUCAAUAUUAUAUUAGAUUUUUCUUUUCUCUGCAAGAAAGAAAUAAACUCUUUCUUCGUGAUUCCAUGUAUCGAAAAGUAUUUUAGGCGAUAGGUAGCACACAACUAGUAAUGGGUUUGUAUAUUUUGAAUUACUGAGUAGACCUGGAGAUGGAAAUGUUGUCCCGGGUAAAACAUUAGGAGCAGGUUAUUGAAAAUUUUCUCAAUUAUAUAGUUAUGUUCUUCCAUAACUCUUUUAUUGUUGUGUAAAAACUUUGUGUUUUACUGUUUCAAUUGUAUUAUAGCGUCUAAUAUUUGCGAGGGGUGUCAGCAGAGAAACAAUACUGUUAUUGUAACUUACAACGGAACAGAGAAAAAUAAACUUUCUAAAAGAAGUAAAACUUAUUAGUUCGUUUUUGUUUGAAUUAUUUUCCCUUUUAUUUUUUUUUUUUGGUCGUGCUAACUCUCGAGCAAUCAAUCAGCUUGCACGAAACACUUGAGUGAAAACUAGAACAGAGUAUAAAAUUGCCUAAAUAAGCGAAAGUUUAGUAUAAAUGUUCUUGUUGAUCCGAAAAUAGGUGAAUGACAGGGUUAGGGAAAUAAAAAAAAUAGCUUUGCAUUGAGGUUGAGAGCUAGGAGACACGAUUGCCUUGCAGCACUGAAUCGCAUAGAAAAGGUUAGGAGGAUUCAGGGCAUAUCUCGUUGCCAUUUCUUGCUUACCUGUUUAUCGGUGGAAAUCAUAUUCUCACCUGAUGAAUCUUAUGAUCUCUGGUAUUACUAUCGAAAGAACACCGAGCUUUCCUGUAACAAAAUAAAAGAACGAAACUGUCUUAAUUGUACUGUUGAUCGAUUCGCUGAUCGUUCGACAGCAGAUAUCUACCAAGUUUCACAGAAAAAAAUCAUAAAUGAGGGUUUUAUUUUUCUAAACACAAACAAAACAUAGUGAAUGUUUAUAGACGUAAAAAUUUACGACUAAUUAGGAGCUCGUUUUUAAUGUCAGAAUUCUGAAGCAGGAGAAAGAUAAAUAUUGUGUAUCUGAUAUUAGAAAUUUGUACUAAAAACAAGCACCGAAAGGUCAACGAGAGUAAUUUCUAAUCUGUCUCGUAUAGUGUUAUAUUAUACUGCAUAAUAAA
Sabethes cyaneus is the source of this 7451-nucleotide messenger RNA. It is a transcript of the gene Npc1a, whose product is annotated as NPC intracellular cholesterol transporter 1. Lineage: Eukaryota; Metazoa; Arthropoda; Insecta; Diptera; Culicidae. Gene Ontology annotation, molecular function: lipid carrier activity. The record is from RefSeq and is a predicted model, not a curated record. The transcript has 10 exons. Gene Ontology annotation, cellular component: membrane. The coding region runs from base 360 to 4805 and encodes 1481 amino acids.